Prunus persica (peach) is the source of this 1133-nucleotide messenger RNA. RefSeq names its product thaumatin-like protein 1. The transcript has 3 exons. Gene Ontology annotation, cellular component: extracellular region. Bases 312 to 1040 code for a protein of 242 amino acids. The record is from RefSeq and is a predicted model, not a curated record. Gene Ontology annotation, biological process: defense response. NCBI's taxonomy places the organism in Eukaryota, Viridiplantae, Streptophyta, Magnoliopsida, Rosales, Rosaceae.
AAAACCUGUUUCUCUCUCUUCAGUUCUCUCUCCUCUCUCUCUCUCCUCCCUCCCGUCGCGCCAGCCACCCUCCUCCCUUCCAAUUGAGACAGCGGCCACCACAGGGCACGCCAAUCUCCGGCGUUGGUACCAAUAGCUCCGCCACGCCCUCGCCGUCAAGACCUGAUCGUUCUCCGCCCACGAGCUGACCGGAGUUGGCCGGAAAAAGGAGAAAACCGCCAGUUUUUGGGCUAAACUUCCAACCCUUCGUUCUCCCUCAAUUCUCAACCAAAUCUUUCGAGUAAGACAGAAAAGCAAACAGAGCACUCAACAUGAUGAGAUUUCAAGCGUUUAUCGGCAUUUUACUGGUCUUCCUCUCAGGGGCUCACUCGGCUACAUUCACAUUCACAAACAAAUGUCCUUACAUAGUUUGGCCAGGAACCCUAACUGGAGGCGGUGGCUCACAAUUAUCUUCCACCGGAUUCGAGUUAGCAUCUGGUGCUUCGACAUCUUUAAAUGUCCAAGCUCCAUGGUCCGGCCGCUUUUGGGGCCGCACCCAGUGCUCCACAGACUCCUCAGGAAAGUUUAGUUGCACCACGGGCGAUUGUGGCUCUGGCAAGACUGCGUGCAACGGUGCUGGUGCAAUUCCACCAGCAUUACUGGUGGAAUUGACCUUAGCAACCAAUGGAGGACAAGAUUUCUAUGAUGUAAGCCUUGUUGAUGGCUUCAACUUGCCCAUUAUGCUAGCCCCCCAAGGGGGAUAUGGGGACUGCAACUCCACAAGUUGUGCAAGCAAUGUCAAUACUGUUUGUCCUCCUAAGUUGUCAGUGAAAGGAUCAGAUGGGAGUGUGAUUGGCUGCAAAAGUGCAUGCAUGGCUUUAAAUCAGCCCCAAUAUUGUUGCACUGGUGCUUAUGGCUCCCCAGAUACAUGCCCUCCUACUAACUAUUCAAAGAUCUUCAAGAACCAGUGUCCUCAGGCUUAUAGUUAUGCUUAUGAUGACAAAUCUAGCACUUUCACAUGCUUUGGUGGCCCUAAUUAUGCAAUUACUUUCUGCCCUUGAUAAGGGCUUUUACAUGUAUUUAAGGAUAGAAUAAUAUUUUGUCAUGACUCAUAUAUAAAAUAAUCGCAUGAUAUAUGUAUGAUUGAUAUGUCU